Messenger RNA from Diabrotica balteata, 1082 nucleotides. Lineage: Eukaryota; Metazoa; Arthropoda; Insecta; Coleoptera; Chrysomelidae. The record is from the annotation of a GenBank genome assembly.
GUUCCGGUUGACAUUAAAAAACAAUUUACGAGACUUAAGUAAUUAUCAUUUGUUGCUGUCUGGAAAGUUGAUCUACUAGACGACAGGAGCAGUGAUAUUUUUCUAACUUUGUGCUAAAUUUUGUGAUAAAAAUGUCGUUGUCAGGAAGAGCUCUACAUUUCGUUUUCAAAAUCCCGAACAGGAAAGAAUCGAUGCGAUUUUAUUUUCAAGUGUUGGGGAUGAAAUUGCUAAGACACGAAGAGUUUGCUGAAGGUUGCGAGGCUACUUGUAAUGGGCCGUACGAUGGUAGAUGGAGCAAAACCAUGGUCGGUUACGGAGAAGAAGACAACCAUUUCGUUAUCGAACUAACAUACAACUACGGCAUAACUAGUUAUAAAAAAGGCAACGAUUUCGAAAAAAUUACAAUAAAGAGCAAAGAAGCUUUGGAAAGAGCGAAAGCACAAAAUUGGCCAGUUGAGAACGGCAAUAUAUUAGUUGCCCCAGGAGGUUAUCGGUUUCAAAUUGUAGAUGAGCCCCAACCAUCCGAUAGAGAUCCUGUGGACUCUGUCACAUUGAAUGUUUCAAAUUUAAAGAAAUCCAUUGAAUACUGGAACGGCAUUUUAGGACUAAAAAUCUUUAAAAGUAACGAUAAGUCAACAGUACUUGGUUUUAAAGAAAACGAGGCAAAAUUAGAAAUUCAAGAAAUUGGUCAAGCAAUUGAUCGGGGAGAAGCAUUCGGUCGUAUUGCUUUUUCGAUUCCACAUGCAGAACAAGAACCUCUCUCCACGAAAAUUAAUGAAAACAAGUGCACGGUUCUAACACCUCUUACAGUUCUACCAACUCCUGGUAAAGCCGAUGUUCGUGUUUUAAUUUUAGCUGACCCUGACGGCCAUGAAAUAUGCUUUGUCGAUGACGAAGGUUACAGGCAACUUUCACAGCCAGAUUAUGGCAGUGAAAGAGUACUUAAUGUUCAGAUGAGGAAAGAUACUUAUGAUACAUCAAGCUAAAGCUGUUAUAACCAGUAAUACAUUCGCAAGAUAUCUCUAUAUUCUAUAUAUUUUACUCAUGUUAAAAGAUAUUUCAAUAUACAUUUUAUUAUGUUA